ACAAGUGGAGAUUGGGCGUUGUGACGCAGGAUCUUCGGCCUGAAACGUUAACAGUUUCUCCUUCCACGGAUGCUGAAGAAUGGGCUACGAUAUUGAGCGAUUUGUAGGCUAUGUGAAUGAAGGGCUGUUGUGUUGCAUCUGCCGCGAUGUGUUGGAGAAUCCUUUGCAGGCUCCGUGUGAGCAUGCCUACUGCACGUCAUGUAUACACGGGUGGCUCGUGCAGAACCACAACUGUCCUGAAGAUCGGCAGACCCUGGACACGUCCAUGCUUCGACCACUGUUCAGAUAUAUGCGAAAUGAUUUGAAUCGUCUUCAGAUCUGGUGCAAAAACAGGCAGCAUGGCUGUGAAACGACCUGUUCUUUAGAAGCUAUUGACAGACAUGAAAGAGAGUGUGAAUUCAGCCAGGUUCCUUGCUUAAAUCCUGGUGGAAUUUACAUGUAUUAUGGAUGUGGUUGCACGGUUCAGAUCGAGCGACACAAUCUGGAGUCGCACAUGCUGGGGUGUGAAUACCGCAGCCGUGAGUGCUCGAGUGGCUGUGGCUAUGCUAUUCUCAGCGCUGACGAUGCACAGCACAACUGUAUCGCAGAAUUGAGGACGGAACUAGAAUUGCUCAGGUCUGAAAUGAUUUGUAAAGUGGAAGAAUUAAGACAUGAAAUGGAAUCCCGUUUAGAUUCUCAAAGACGGCACAUGGUCCAGAAAGAGAGCUUCUUGCAAAAUGAAAUCGAGGAGCUUAAAAGCCAGAUGUCACGCGUGAUGUCGGAGGUACAGACUCUGGUGUCAGAAGAGAGGAAGCAUCGGCAGGAACUAGAGCAGGCAGAGCUGGAGAAAAGAGAACUGGUGGAGCUGCUGAAGAGCAUGCACAAAGACGGCAGGCUUUCCAGCGGAGAAGGAAGUAGCAAAAGAAACACCUGCACCAGGCCCCUCAACAUCAAAAGGAAAACCUAAAGCGGUCACAGCUUUCUGAGAAACUAGGCGACGGAAUUAGUGGAAGGAAGCAGCUCCCUCAUUCUUCUUGCAAAUGAGUUCAUUCUUACUUUCUGCCUCACCCCCACGAGGAUAGAACAUUUGAGUAGUAAUAGACAAUAGGUGCAGGAGUA
Messenger RNA from Amblyraja radiata (thorny skate), 1098 nucleotides. It is a transcript of the gene rnf41l, whose product is annotated as ring finger protein 41, like. Gene Ontology annotation, biological process: regulation of canonical NF-kappaB signal transduction. Bases 80 to 946 code for a protein of 288 amino acids. Lineage: Eukaryota; Metazoa; Chordata; Chondrichthyes; Rajiformes; Rajidae. Gene Ontology annotation, cellular component: plasma membrane signaling receptor complex. The record is from RefSeq and is a predicted model, not a curated record. Gene Ontology annotation, molecular function: zinc ion binding. The transcript is spliced from 7 exons.